This is a messenger RNA of Caenorhabditis briggsae, 1095 nucleotides long. The transcript is spliced from 4 exons. The coding region runs from base 1 to 1095 and encodes 364 amino acids. Lineage: Eukaryota; Metazoa; Nematoda; Chromadorea; Rhabditida; Rhabditidae. The record is from RefSeq and is a predicted model, not a curated record.
AUGUCUACGUAUAUUCAAGUGAACAUUUACAAUCAAACUUUGGAAGUUUUGAAGAUGAGAGGAUUGGAUUUACAAUCAAUUCUGAAGACCAUAGGAUGUCCGGAUACAUGGAUCACGGAAGUUCCGAUAAUUACUUCUCCUCAGGUUGCUCCGAAACCAUCGACACCUCCACCUGUUCCAAAAGUUUCGAUUGCACCACCAACUAUGAGUCACUCGUUUCCCACGGAUCCCAUGCAUCAGCUGAGAAGACCAUUCAAAAGUAUUUCUGCUGAAAUUGGGCGUGUCGAACCCUUGAUUCUGAAUGAUGCUCUUAGAACAUCGCCCAUGCCAGGACCAUCUCAACCGAGGAAAAGAACAGCGUCGGGCAUAAGAGGAUUGUUUGACGACUGGGACCCAACUGCCAAUCUUGAAGCUCCUGCCACUUCUUCUACUCCACCAGCGAAUGAAUCUAAAGAAAGUACUCUGAAAGUUCCAAAAGAAGAAAUAAUGAAUGAAACUGAAGAACUCAAUGAGACCACUGUACUAGAUGAGCAUGAAUUGGCAGCUGAAAGAGAAAGAAAUCUACUUGAUGAACUUUUCCAACAAGAUAGAAGCAAUAUGGUAGUUGAGAAGUCAAAGAGUGCCGACGAUGUAGAAACUACGAAUAUGAACUAUGUGAUCUCUUGCAACUAUCCGAAUUGUGGUCUCAAGUACAAUUGGCGUGUGAAGUAUGGAAAACUCCGACUUUUCGACCAUGCGAUGACCCAUUCGAAUCGAAAAAUACCAUGCAAACUUUGCGGAUUCGAAUGCACAAAUAUCAGUAGAAUGAGAGCUCAUUACACGAAGGCUCAUCCAACUGAACGAAUGGAAGGAUACGGAAUGAAGUCGCUGGUCAGUGGAGCAGAUGGAGACUCAGAUACACAAGUAGGAGAGGAAGAACUGAAAGAGUUGUGGAAUACCUGUUACUCGGAUUCGAUUCAUUUGGUUGGUCAUGCCACUGGAUUUGUGGAUGGAGAAAAGUUCAGGAGGAUGACUAAAAGUAGAAAAAUGGAAAGAGAAGUCAGAAGUUCCAUAGCGGCCAUUUAUAAUCCUAAUAAUACCAAGGGUAAUAUCUGA